Gadus macrocephalus (Pacific cod) is the source of this 587-nucleotide messenger RNA. Its product is annotated as dickkopf-related protein 3-like. Bases 54 to 587 code for a protein of 177 amino acids. The record is from RefSeq and is a predicted model, not a curated record. The transcript has 3 exons. Gene Ontology annotation, molecular function: co-receptor binding; receptor antagonist activity. Gene Ontology annotation, cellular component: extracellular region. Gene Ontology annotation, biological process: multicellular organism development; negative regulation of canonical Wnt signaling pathway. Lineage: Eukaryota; Metazoa; Chordata; Actinopteri; Gadiformes; Gadidae.
CCUCCACUCCCCUGCUCGGAGUGGACCCCCCAACCCCCUGCUCCGCUGCUGACAUGGGGAAGGGCCUAUGGAUCGUCUGCUUCUGUCUGUGCUUCUCCCCGGCUGCCGCGCGAAUCUGGGCCUGGAUGCUCAAUAUGCCCUACAGCCCCCCGGAGGAGCGCCCUGCCCCCCACGGGGCCGCCGCCACCGCCGCCGCCGCCCCCACCGCGCAGUGUGACCAGGACCGGGCGUGUGGGCGGGGCCGAGCCUGCGACCGCCACUUCGGCCUGUGCGUCCCGCUGCGAGCGGAGGGCCACUACUGUCGCCGUGACGCCCAGUGCGUCCGCGGCCUCAGCUGCAUGUUCGGGAAAUGCCACCGCAGCGUGCCCACGGGGCAGGAAGGCGCCCGCUGCCAGGUGGACCGGGACUGCGGGCCGGCCAUGUGCUGCGCCCGGCACCACGGAGAGAAGGUCUGCAAACGGCGCCUGGUGGGCGGCGAGAGCUGCUACGUCCCCGUCGGCGGCCUGGCCUUCAGCAUCAACCAGAUAUGCCCCUGCGACGAAGGCCUGCUAUGUCGGGGAAACGGCGCCCCCCGGUGGAAAGAGUGA